UAACUUCCAAGCCAAUCUUCUCACGGUCCCAUCCGCCAUGCUUAGCUCAAAGCUCAUCCUUGUCACCGGCGCCAGUAGUGGUAUCGGACGAUCCGUAGCCCAGGUUCUUACACGUGAGGGUGCAAAGGUUGUAGCCACCGGUCGGAAUGUAGCUGCACUCAACGAACUAAAAUCAUCCGGUGGUUGCUAUGACUUUGUCGUAGCCGAUCUCGCGGAGGCAGGCGAGUGCGAGAGAGUUGUCACCUCCGCAGCGGAGACCUUAGGAGGAAUUACGGGUGUAGUUAACUGUGCCGGGGUUUUAAAGGGCGGGGCAAUGGGGUCGAUUGGGCUGGAUAACUACAUGUUCAACUUCCAGCUCAACGUUCAAACCGUAUUUGAAAUUAUGGAGCAUAGCAUUCCGCAUCUGAGAAAAGCCGGUGUCUCCAGUAGCCCUAGUAUCAUCAAUAUGAGCAGUGUAACCGGUAAACAGUCAUUUGGGGGCGUGGCGUCGUACUGUGCCUCGAAAGCCGCGGUCGACCAGCUCACGCGAUGUGCUGCGGUAGAUUUGGCACCCGACGGCAUCAGAGUUAACGCUGUUAACCCUGGAGUGAUUGUCACGGGCAUUCAUCAAACUGCUGGACUGGAUGACGAAGCCUAUGCGGCUUUCCUGAAAAGGUGUAUCGAGAUCACACAUCCCAUCUCCAAAUCUCUCGGGAGAGUAGGAAACCCCGAGGAAGUGGCAGAUCUGGUGUCUUUCCUCGUUUCUGACAAGGCGAAGUUCAUCACCGGGGAGUGCAUUGCUAUCGAUGGUGGAAGACAGUGCAUGGGCGCCCGAUAAUCGGUGGGACAUAAAUAGCUAGUAGAGUGCGGCAUUUCGGGGUUCACAACCCAAUUCUACCUCAACAGCGAGUAGCACAUCGAUUGCUGCAUGGUUCUGUAUAAUAUAUGAUUUCAACGCGCCCCUGCUUUGAUGAGUUCAGAACGUACGUGUCUCAACAUGGAAAGGAGACUAUCAUGAUGCUGAACACAUGCCUGGGGUGGGUACAAGCCAUGCCUCUUUUCUUUUCAAGAAGAUAGUGAACAAGUACUGCCGUAAUAAUAAGCAGUGUUGGACACGCAAACCCAUUUAAUCGAUCGUGAGCAUUCACUGUAAUACUGUAACUGAUGCGGUGUUGUCGACUGUAGUGAGUAUUGCAUAGUGUGAUGAGUGUAUAUUGGACUAGCGACUACAAGCUCACAGUCUCUGUGUCUAGCAAAUACAUUUCAGUCAGGUUUAUUGUCGCCUAUAUGCCUCAGCUAAGCGAUGUGCGCAGUUUAUUGAAUAGGUAUGCGUAUUCCUCUACUAGGGACGACGUAUCCUGAGGACUGAAUUUUGUUUGUGUAUCUGUGUGGGGCAGGAUUGAUGGUAUGACCCGGCUAUGUGGCCGUCCCAAUGAUCUGAGAUUUCCCCGUGAGCGUUCCAGUCUCACCUGCGCAUACCCCUUCGGCCGUCGUGCAACUAGAUCGGUACUGGUCUCGUCAUUUCGUCCAUCCGGGAACUAUUCUAUGAAUAAAAUCUUGCCAUGGAUCACGGUGCAGAAACUUGCAAGCGUGAGUUUGGAGAAUAAUGUAUAACCUAUCUCUCUAUUAUCUGUGGUUGUGUGAUGCCUGUCAGCACGUCCUUGUUGGCGUCAGUACAGUUAAAAAUUCGACAGCUGAUAGAAGUGUGCACAAGUCUUUCUCACUCCUUGCUGCGAGGCGCACAUCGAGACCUUACUUGGUAGCAUCACACAUCAUGUACGUAUACAGAUCCACAAGGAUCCCUCGCUAAAUUACUGGAGAUAUGUGAACCAGUCUCUUAAGUAUGUAGCCACCCGGUGUAUGCCAAUGCACACCACGGAGACACUUCGGAUUCACCAGUACAAGUGACUCGAUACAAGCACAUGUAUCUAUUUUGAGGAUGCCAUAAAAUUGAGAGAGUCGAUGGUAGGUAUAGAUAUGUGUGUAAAUACAGUUAAAUGAUUCCAAUUCUUUGCCGCCUAUCACAGUAGCCACCACCG
Messenger RNA from Sphaeroforma arctica JP610, 2018 nucleotides. RefSeq lists its product as hypothetical. The coding region runs from base 38 to 817 and encodes 259 amino acids. The record is from RefSeq and is a predicted model, not a curated record. The transcript has 9 exons. NCBI's taxonomy places the organism in Eukaryota, Ichthyosporea, Ichthyophonida. Gene Ontology annotation, molecular function: oxidoreductase activity.